Molecule: messenger RNA, 1185 nt
Organism: Frieseomelitta varia
Lineage: Eukaryota; Metazoa; Arthropoda; Insecta; Hymenoptera; Apidae
Exons: 4
Coding region: 263-895 (210 amino acids)
Biological process (GO): detection of chemical stimulus involved in sensory perception of smell; sensory perception of smell
Cellular component (GO): plasma membrane
Molecular function (GO): olfactory receptor activity; odorant binding
Source: RefSeq, a predicted model, not a curated record
ACGUGCUAAACUCUCACGGAAGAGAAGUUACGCAGCUAUCCAUCCCAAAGUUUCAAUCGUCGCGAUCCUCCCACCGCGGCAGCAGGAUGACUAUGAUUUACAUUUUCGAUCGAUACAGCACUCGUAGCGUCUAGUCUUUCUCGCAAUUGUCUGCGAGCGUCCGAUCAGACGGUUCGACCGAGCGGCUUGUGGUAGAAUAGAUCCGUUUUGUUACGAGCAGGAGAUCAGUUUGUUUGGCGGAAUUCGCAUCGGGACGUGAAAAAUGAAUGAUGAAUCAUUCUCUGGCGCAGAGUACGAUAGAUUGAUCAAACCGAUCAUGAUAACCGCUAAGAUAAUAUCGAUUUGGCCGUUGGCAGAGGACAGUAGUAAACGAGCAAUUUUGUUCAGAAGAAUCCACCUGUUCUGUAUGUUUUUUCUGGUGAUAGUGAUGUCCGUCGCGGUGACUGCCGACGUGGUUCACAAUAUAGAUAACUUGGACGAGGCGACCGAAUGCGCGUUGAUUUGUACAGCGUUUUACCUCUGUGUUGUUCGUUUGCUAGUGUACACGUCCCAUCAGGAGGACAUGCUGUACGUGGUGAACACGAUGAGAAAGGAUUGGGUCUCGUCCUCUCACGAAGAUCGAGCAAUCCUGGCGGAGAGAACGAUGUUUGCCUUUCGUCUCGUGAAAUAUUUUAUCAGUACCGUGGCUAGCGAGGCAGUGGGCGAUUCCGCUUAUGGUAGUGGAUGGAUCGGCAGCGGUUACUGUCAGACUCUUCGGAUCAUGAUGAUGCGCGCGAGGAUCCCGAACAAGAUAACCGCGGCCAAAUUCUACGCCAUGUCACUGGAGAGUUUCUCAGCGGUACUGAGUACGUCGUUUUCAUACUUCACGGUUCUCACAGCCACCAAAGAAGAAUAACGGGUCGUGCCAAUGAACGUGGACGGUUCGUACGACGCGCUUUACGACCAUAAGGACGGUGUUUCCUGAUGACUAAACUUACAGAGAAUAUACUUAAGUCGUCCCGCUGGUCUAAGAAUACCCGUGUAAAACAAUGUGCCGUCGGUAAACUCGCGCUGUUUUUCUCGUUCGUUGCUUAAGAUCGAUCGUAUUUAAAGGUAGUUGGAAUCAACAUAGAAACUUUUACAAUAAACUAGAAAACAGGGGAUUUUCAGUGAUAAUUUAUUUAUUUAACUAGCGUUAAUCGACGG